GGCCCUGGGGGACCGUCUGGGCUCUAGGUAUUGCUUGCGUUGGCGGUUUCUGGUUUGCCUGCUGGAAUUUGGAAGGGGUCAUGCAUCAGACUGACGCUCCUCGACCCCUGAACUGGACUAUCCGGAAGCUAUGCCACGCAGCCUUCCUGCCAUCUGUCAGACUUCUUAAGGCUCAGAAAUCCUGGAUAGAAAGAGCAUUUUAUAAAAGAGAAUGCGUUCACAUCAUACCCAGCACCAAAGACCCCCAUAGGUGUUGCUGUGGGCGUCUGAUAGGCCAGCAUGUCGGCCUCACUCCCAGUAUCUCUGUCCUUCAAAAUGAGAAAAAUGAAAGCCGCCUUUCCCGAAACGACAUCCAGUCCGAGAAGUGGUCCAUCAGCAAACACACCCAGCUCAGCCCGACAGAUGCUUUCGGGACCAUUGAGUUCCAAGGAGGCGGCCACUCCAACAAAGCCAUGUAUGUACGUGUGUCUUUCGAUACAAAGCCUGAUCUCCUCCUCCACCUGAUGACCAAGGAAUGGCAAUUGGAGCUUCCCAAGCUUCUCAUCUCUGUCCAUGGGGGGUUGCAGAACUUUGAACUCCAGCCUAAACUCAAGCAAGUCUUUGGGAAAGGUCUCAUCAAAGCUGCCAUGACAACCGGAGCGUGGAUAUUCACUGGAGGGGUUAACACAGGUGUAAUUCGCCAUGUUGGAGAUGCCUUGAAGGACCAUGCAUCAAAAUCUCGGGGGAAGAUAUGCACCAUAGGCAUUGCCCCCUGGGGGAUUGUGGAGAACCAAGAGGACCUGAUUGGGAGAGAUGUUGUCCGUCCCUACCAGACCAUGUCCAACCCCAUGAGCAAGCUCACUGUUCUCAACAGCAUGCAUUCCCAUUUCAUCCUGGCUGACAAUGGGACCACUGGAAAAUACGGAGCAGAGGUGAAACUCCGGAGACAAUUGGAAAAGCAUAUUUCACUUCAGAAGAUAAAUACAAGAUGCCUGCCGUUUUUCUCUCUUGACUCCCGCUUGUUUUAUUCAUUUUGGGGUAGUUGCCAAUUAGACCCAAUUGGGAUCGGCCAAGGCGUGCCGGUGGUGGCGCUCAUUGUGGAAGGAGGACCCAAUGUGAUCUCCAUUGUUCUGGAAUACCUUCGAGACACCCCUCCCGUGCCUGUUGUUGUCUGUGAUGGGAGCGGCCGAGCAUCGGACAUCCUGGCCUUUGGGCAUAAGUAUUCGGAAGAAGGCGGGUAG
Messenger RNA from Echinops telfairi (small Madagascar hedgehog), 1220 nucleotides. Its product is annotated as transient receptor potential cation channel subfamily M member 3-like. The transcript has 8 exons. The record is from RefSeq and is a predicted model, not a curated record. Gene Ontology annotation, biological process: monoatomic cation transmembrane transport. Gene Ontology annotation, molecular function: monoatomic cation channel activity. NCBI's taxonomy places the organism in Eukaryota, Metazoa, Chordata, Mammalia, Afrosoricida, Tenrecidae. Bases 81 to 1220 code for a protein of 379 amino acids.